Messenger RNA from Oncorhynchus nerka (sockeye salmon), 3962 nucleotides. Its product is annotated as nephronectin-like. The transcript has 13 exons. Lineage: Eukaryota; Metazoa; Chordata; Actinopteri; Salmoniformes; Salmonidae. Gene Ontology annotation, molecular function: calcium ion binding. Gene Ontology annotation, cellular component: membrane. Bases 386 to 2245 code for a protein of 619 amino acids. The record is from RefSeq and is a predicted model, not a curated record.
CGGCAACAACAGACCUACAGCCAGAACCACAUUAUGAGUUUGGACUCUGGCUUAUAACCGAUUAACCGCCACACCUUUACUCAUGGGAAGGACACCGGGACAUAUAAUGAAUGUGUUUGAGCUCUCUAGGAACUGUAUGGUCUGUUAAACCCGGAGAACGUCGUGACUCCCAAAGCAGCCCACAGACGCACCGGAGCGUUUUGAACAACCAGGACAAAAACCCAGGAGGAGAGCAGGCUACAGUCUGAACUCUCGUUCUGAGGAACGUAUUACCUUGACGAGACUAUUUUCCCUAUAAACAAAAGACGUUGAAUAGACAGAACAUAGUGAAUCUUUUACGUUGCAGCCGGCCACUACUGUAUGUGAUUUUACUGGGGAUAAUACAAUGAGACUUUCUGGGAAGGAGUUGGUAUGGAUGAUUAAACUACUACUGCUGUGUCUGAGCUGCUCAGGAGGAGGGAUAGCUGAUUAUACAUUUGACAACAGGUGGGCGGGCCAGGAGCUGUUGUCCAAUGGGCUGUGUCAGUACGGGACCAGGGUGGAGUGCUGCUGGGGCUGGAGAAGGGCUUCCUGGGGGCACUGCCAACCUCUGUGCCAACAGGAGUGUAAACAUGGUGAGUGUGUCGGUCCGGAUAAAUGCACGUGCCAUCCAGGAUACACUGGCAAAACCUGCAAUCAAGAUCUGAAUGAAUGUGGGCUAAAGCCCAGACCAUGUAAACAUCGCUGUAUGAACACACAGGGCAGCUACAAGUGUUACUGUCUGAAUGGAUACAUGCUGCAACCUGAUGGAACCUGCAGGAAUGCCCGUACCUGUGUCAGGGCCAACUGUCAGUACGGCUGUGAGGUUACCAAAGGGGUGGUGAGGUGCCAGUGUCCGUCUCCAGGGUUACGGCUGGGGCCAGACAGACGCACCUGUGUGGAUGUUGAUGAGUGUGUGGCGGGUCGAGGGGUGUGUCCUCGGAACAGGAAGUGUCAGAACACCUUCGGCAGCUAUGUGUGUAAAUGUUACCAUGGUUACAAACUCACCUACAUCAACGGCAGAUACCACUGUAUAGAUAAGGAUUCUCGUUCCUUCUGCUCCCUCAACCCUAACUCUCCCAAGUGCCUCUGUAGAGAUGGGAAGGGAACGGACUGCUACCCUGUUGCCAAGGUCACCAUUGUUCCUCCUCAACCUAAAACCACACCCAGAUCAACAAUGAGACCUACACCUACAAUGAGACCUACACCUAAACAAGCAACCAGACAUACAACCAGACAGACAACUACAGUCAGACCUACUACUUCUGCUACGAUAGUGACUACAAACACAGCAACCACUGCCAUGGCAAUAACUACCAGGGGACCUACCACCACGACAACCAUCGUUACGACAACCACCGUCCCAACAACCGUUCCCAUGACAACAACCUCUACUCAGCCAUUGACAACCACUACAACCCCUACUCCAACUACCCUCUCCCCUACCACCCCCAGCCCUCCUCCCUCUACCCCCUCCCCUACCACCCCCAGCCCUCCUCCCUCUACCCCCUCCCCUACCACCCCCAGCCCUCCUCCCUCUACCCUCUCCCCUACCACCCCCAGCCCUCCCUCCUCCCUCGGCCCCCUCCCCUACCACCCCCAGCCCUCCUCCCACCACCCCCUGGACAACCACAUUCAGAAGGUUGUUACCCAGAGACAAAGAGGAGAUGUUCACAUCCCCCGUCUUCCAGGAAGUGGAAACAGAGGGUUUGACUACGACAUUGAGCUGGGAAACACUACAGAGGACAACAGAGAUGAUCCAGGGGCCGGUGCUCUGAGCUGUUCAUUUGACCACGGUCUGUGUGGCUGGAUCAGAAACCGAGAUGGAGACCUGCACUGGGAGACAGCCAGCAGCCCUGCCGGUGGGCGGUACAUGUCUGUUCCAGAGGUAGGGGUGGGGAAAAGGAGCAUUCAAGGCGCACGAUUGGUCCUCCCCUUAGCCCCGCCCUGGAGCGAGGGUCACUUGUGCUUCUCCUUCCGUCAUUGGCUAUCGGGUCACCAUGUGGGUGUGCUUCAGCUGUUCGUCAGGAGGAAGGGUUUGAGAUAUAGCCCCGCCCUCUGGAGCCGGACGGGAGGAGAAGGGUGGAGACAUACACAGAUCACACUGUGGAGAGCAGGCCUGGAGAGUGUCCUUCUGAAAGGAGAGAGGAGGCGUGACCACAAAGGACAGAUGGGAUUGGACGACGUUAGCCUGAGGAGAGGGGCCUGCGGAGAAGAGAGACUCUAACACACACACAGACUCUAACACUGUGUUGUGAUAGGUCCUUCUGAAAGGAGAGAGGAGGCGUGACCACAAAGGACAGAUGGGAUUGGACGACGUUAGCCUGAGGAGAGGAGAGACAUUUUGUAACGUCAAGGCCAGAGGAACUCUUAGAUCAAAUAUAUUGAUAACUGACCAAAUAUAUUGAUUUUGUCCACUAGGUAAUUAUUGAUAAAGCAUGAUAAUGAUUUGGCUGUAUCAGCUGACUUUAUUAGUAAAGACAAAGAGGUUGGUCAAAACGCAUUUUGGAUAUCUUUGAUGUAUUAUUCUAUUAACAAAUACAGUCUGGGUCUGAGGUACAGUAUGUUACUACCACAGAGCCCAUUCUGAGGUACGUUACUACCACAGAGCCCAUUCUGAGGUACGUUACUACCACAGAGCCCAUUCUGAGGUACGUUACUACCACAGAGCCCAUUCUAAGGUACGUUACUACCACAGAGCCCAUUCUGAGGUACGUUACUACCACAGAGCCCAUUCUGAGGUACGUUACUACCACAGAGCCCAUUCUGAGGUACGUUACUACCACAGAGCCCAUUCUGAGGUACGUUACUACCACAGAGCCCAUUCUGAGGUACGUUACUACCACAGAGCCCAUUCUGAGGUACGUUAGUACCACAGAGCCCAUUCUGAGGUACGUUAGUACCACAGAGCCCAUUCUGAGGUACGUUAGUACCACAGAGCCCAUUCUGAGGUACGUUAGUACCACAGAGCCCAUUCUGAGGUAUGUUAGUACCACAGAGCCCAUUCUGAGGUACGUUAGUACCACAGAGCCCAUUCUGAGGUACGUUACUACCACAGAGCCCAUUCUGAGGUACGUUAGUACCACAGAGGCCAUUUUAAUUGAUGACGGCCUCUCUUUUAAAUUUCAUGGGAUUUUAUUUUAGGAAUAAGGCCUGUUUUUCUUUUGAAGCCAGAAGGAGGCUAGUAUCAGCUACAUUUAUGCCUUUACUAGACUAUGGGGAUGUUUUAUAUAUGAAUGCUUCCGCUCAGUGUUUGAGAUCAAUUGACACCCUUUACCAUGGUACUUUGAGAUUUAUUUUAAACUGCAAAAGCCUUACGCACCACUGCACUUUGUAUAACAGGGUUGGCUGGCCUUCUCUUGUCACUCAUAGGCUCAGGCACUGGUAUACUUUUAUUUACAAAGCCAUUUUGGAUUUACUACCUUUUUAUUUGGGCAUCUUUAUUGUUCAGAAAUGUGGUGGGUACUCUCUUCGUUCGCUGGACUUUAUCCUGCUAACUGUUCCAAAUGUCCAAACUGAAUUUGGUAAAAGGGCUUUUAUGUACUUCUGUGCCAUCAUCUUGGAACGCCUUACAAAAUACUUUUAAACUGGAAGAACUUGUCCCGAUUGGUGUUUUUAAAUCACUGAUGAAUGAUCUUGAGACCGAUUCCCUGACCUGUCAAUGUUUUUAAUUUGCUGUUUUAUACUCUUGUGAAUUCUAUGGUUUUAACCAGAUUACUUGUAGUUUUUCAUGUUGUUUGUCUGUAUUUUUUGUAAUGACUUGGGAGCUGCCUAUCUUGGCCAGGACGCUCUAGAAAAAGAGAUUUUAAAUCUCAAUGAGCCCUUCCUGGUCAAAUAAAGGUUAAAUAAAUAAAUCAAAUUCUGAGGUAUGUUAGUACCACAGAGCCCAUUCUGAACCGUGUGUAUCCAAUACGAACAACUAACUAUUAAAUUAUUAAAGAUUC